Messenger RNA from Polyodon spathula (Mississippi paddlefish), 5502 nucleotides. It is a transcript of the gene bin1a, whose product is annotated as myc box-dependent-interacting protein 1. Lineage: Eukaryota; Metazoa; Chordata; Actinopteri; Acipenseriformes; Polyodontidae. The transcript is spliced from 20 exons. Gene Ontology annotation, molecular function: tau protein binding; phospholipid binding. Gene Ontology annotation, cellular component: plasma membrane; synaptic vesicle; cytoplasm. The record is from RefSeq and is a predicted model, not a curated record. The coding region runs from base 168 to 1931 and encodes 587 amino acids.
UCCCUUUGUAAAGUGCUCUGCCCCUUUGAGAGGCAUUCCCUGCCAUACGCGUUCUUCCCUGUGGAAAGCAUUACGGUACCUUAAGAAGCUUAGCCCAUUGUUUCUGUCUCGGUUUUUCUCUUUUCCUCGUUCUUAUCUGAUUAUUUAUCAUAAACCAGGAAGACAAGAUGGCUGAGAUGGGGAAAGGGGUUACUGCUGGAAAACUAGCAAGCAACGUGCAAAAGAAACUGACCAGGGCUCAGGAAAAGGUUCUGCAAAAACUGGGCAAAGCAGACGAGACAAGGGAUGAGAUGUUUGAGGAGAAUGUGCUGAACUUCAACAAGCAGCUGACAGAAGGAACCAAGCUUCAGAAAGAUCUAAGAGCCUAUUUAUCCUCGGUGAAAGCCAUGCAUGAAGCCUCCAAGAAGCUGUCCGAGUGCUUGCAGGAUAUGUAUGAGCCGGAGUGGUAUGGAAAAGAUGACAUCAAUACAAUAGCAGAGGACAUUGAAGAUACAGCGCUGAACACUGACCUGCUGUGGACAGACUUUCACCAGAAGCUUGUGGACCAUGCCCUGAUCUCCAUGGACACAUAUCUGGGGCAGUUUCCAGACAUCAAGACCCGCAUCUCCAAGCGUGGUAGAAAGCUGGUGGACUUCGACAGUGCAAGGCACCACUUCGAAUCCAUGAAGACUGGAAAGAAGAAGGAUGAAGUCAAAAUAGCCAAGGCAGAGGAUGAUCUGGGGAAAGCUCAGAAGGUCUUUGAAGAUAUCAACAUAGACCUACAGGAGGAGCUGCCAUCCCUAUGGAACAGUCGUGUUGGCUUCUAUGUGAACACAUUCCAGAGCAUUGCAGGCUUGGAGGAGAACUUCCACAAGGAAAUGGGCAAGAUGAGUCACCAGCUGACUGAAGUGAUGACCAAACUGGAAGACCAGCACUUGUCCAACCCGCCCAGAAAGCAAAGUAAGACGGUUCUGAAGACAACCAAACUGGUAAAAAGUGACAGAGAGUCGUCCAAGGAGAUAGGCUCCGCCUCUGUGAGGGACGGCUCCAACGUCACCAGCCCUGAAAUAAAGGCAAUAAACCAUGCCCCCACUCCAUCACCCUCGACGACACCCAUGCCAGCCAUUCCCAAGUCUCCGUCUCAGAAGAGAGGUCCGCCAGUCCCCCGUCCUCCCAAACCCACCCCCUCCAAGGAUCUCAAACCGGACAACAUCAUCAAUUUCUUUGAUGACGCUUUUGUUCCCGAAAUCAGUGUGACAACCCCGUCACAGUUCGAGGCUCCUGGGCCUAUACAGGACGGAGCACCCAGCCUGCUAGAUUUUGAUUUCGAUCCGAUCAAACCGGCAGUCACCCCAGGCGGGACGGCAGUCUCCCCCGCCUCACAGGCCUUGCCUUGGGAUUUAUGGGAGCCUGAGCAGGCUCCUCCUGCAGUUGUGGAGCCGGUUGAGGAGGAGAGCGGGGGCGACAGAGCCUCCGAUCAGCACUGCAAUGACAGUGCCCCUACCGACAGCAGCUUUGCUGUGGAGUGGUCCAGCCAGCCCACUGACCCUCCCGCAGAGACCGAGUACCAGAAAGCUGAAAAGGCAAAAGCGAGCACUGACAUUGCUGGGACUGAUUCUGCUGCUGCUACCUCUGCCACGUCCAAUUCUCUGCCUUCCAUAGUGACGGAGCCGGCAGCGACCAAUGGAGCUGUUCAUGACAUCACUUCCUCAGAGGGAGGGGACAUGCCUCCAAAUUUUUUGUUCAAAGUUCAAGCAUUGCAUGACUAUGGAGCAACUGAUGCAGACGAGCUGGGCCUGAAAGGGGGGGAUAUAGUGUUUGUGAUUCCCUUCGACAACCCUGACGAACAGGACGACGGUUGGCUAAUGGGAGUGAAGGAAGUGGAUUGGCUGCAGAAUAAAACCCUCAAAGGCAAAGGAGUUUUCCCUGAGAACUUUACCCGGAGGCUGUAACAAGGCCUGAACCAGGAUCUAGUCUCCAUGGCAACACUGUGGUUUCCUCGUCAGCAGUUUCGGCCUGAGAAAGUUAAACCCAAAGCUCAGUUUUGCUGGUGAAGCACCUUUUCUAUUGCAGACCCUGGUUACCAAGUUCAUUGUAAUUUUAUUAAAACAGUUGUUCAUUUGUUAAUCUGCCCCCUCCCUCUUCAUGGGGACACAUGUUGAGAAGUAUUAGAAAAAAUUAAAAUAAUCUUCAUAUUUUAAAGUAAAUUCAGCUUCAGGUUGUAUUCUCCUUUAGCUACAUCCAGCUGCCUCAUUCCUGACAAGCAGAAUGCCUCCUUGAAAUGUCUUCCUCCAGUUGUUCUGUGUUAGUACCAUAGACAUAUAUAAAAAACAAAAAGUCAGGCAUACAGACAACAAUUAACCAAGAAGAGAUUUCAAGCUGCAUUUUGCUGGCUUUCAAAAAAAGAUUAAAUUGAUAUACACUAUUUGCUUUAUUAAUGUAAGAGUAAAUGCAUGAAUGUUAUAAAAAAUAGGUCUUGAAACACCAGACUUGAAUGAGUUUUAGACUGUCGCUGUUUAAUUGAACUCCGUCAAAGUUUUGGGUGUAAUGAAGACUAUACCAUUGUGACACCCUCCUUGUUCCUAAAUCAUAAAAUGGGGUCUCCUAGCGUAGACCGAUAUUCAGGCAUUAUCUCUGGCCACCUAAACCUGUAUGUCAUUCUAAAGUGUUAUGUUCCGUCCUGUAUUAUUAUUAUUUGUUUUUUUGGCAGACACCUUUAUCCAAGGCGACUUAAAGGUGUUACAGGGCAGUACGGGGUUACAAUGCAAGAUUCAUAUUUAAAUACAGUGUAAUUUACAAUAAGUGCAAAUACUACUAGAAUGACAUUGUCUUGGCAACCAGGUUUGCAACACACCAAUACAAUGUACAAAUGGUAUCCUUAAAACAAACCACACACAAGAAUAUCUUGGUUCUGUUAAAAAAAAUGUUCUAAAAUGCAUAAGCACAGCAGAGUCAACCUAGCAAACGUGUUAGCAGCGCACAUUAUAAUGUUGACAAUAGUGGUUCUUCAGACGUUUUCGUUAAGUCCCUCUACAGUGUCCCCAGUCGUGCCCAAAUACACACAUUUUUGCAAGCAUUCCUGAACAUUGGCAAACUCUUCUCUUUUGUUUGCUGUGAACACUGUCUCACAGAUUAGAAAGAUAAGUGAGGGGCAAACAUGUUUGGCAAACAUUUUAAGCAUUUGCAAAGUUUAAAGCAGCCCAGGACUAAAGUGACAGUUCACUAUGCAAUGUUGAGGUGGUUUUUUUUAGAGUUUUCUGCAGCACUAAGGAAUAACCCUGGUUUGCAUCAAGCACCUAUCUGUGGUUAUCCGGGCGUAAUGUAGUUAUCGUGUUAUUGAUGCAAGCCAGUUAUAUUCCCUGGUACUGAAAAAUCCCAGGUGUAAUUUAUGCUGGCGGAUUAUAGGGUGAUCCAAUAAAGUCUUCUUGCUAAAAGUUUAUGCCCAAUACUAUUUUGCUAACGUAUACUAUUUACUCAGGUUAUUACACUUUAGCAGAACUAUGAUCAUUUAUUGAUGCGAAAUGUGUAAUACCAGUAUUCAGCUUCGUAUUGAAUCUGUAAUACCAGUAUUCAGCUUCGUAUUGAAUCUGUAAUACCAGUAUUCAGCUUCGUAUUGAAUGUGUAAUACCAGUAUUCAGCUUCGUAUUGAAUCUGUAAUACCAGUAUUCAGCUUCGUAUUGAAUCUGUAAUACCAGUAUUCAGCUUCGUAUUGAAUCUGUAAUACCAGUAUUCAGCUUCGUAUUGAAUCUGUAAUACCAGUAUUCAGCUUCGUAUUGAAUCUGUAAUACCAGUAUUCAGCUUCGUAUUGAAUCUGUAAUACCAGUAUUCAUGGUGAUGCAUUUUAAGGCAUAUAAACAUGUAAUGUCUUCUUUAGCCUAUGCGGACAUUUGACUUUAAGUUUGAAAAAAUAGUAUAAUAAAAGGGAUAAUGUACACCCAAAUUUAUACAAUAAGGCUUUGCUCUUGUGGUUUCCAUUGUCACCAGAAGCCCUUGCUAGAAUUACAGCCUUAUAGUACAGUUUUAGUCAAUUGUAUCUUAUUUUAGAAAUCAUACUUUUUUAUUUAGAUUUAUUUUUACUUAAUGUAGUGAUAAAAUACUCAGUUAGUCAUAUUCCCUUCAGCAAGGGGCCUUGUUGUAAAUGAUAACUGUUGUAUUUAAUAGAAAGGCAAUGACCUCUGAAAGUCUUGAAAGAAGUUGCGCUAGCGUUUCCCCCAAAACGUGUUAAGUUUGCCACUGAAAACACCACUGGAGCGCCCUUGGAUACUGUAUAUGAGGCAUUAAAUGAAAUCAUUUUAAUACUAUUUUAAAACAAAAUGUUGCAUGACGUUAUAUUGUGACUAGUUAAAAAGGGAAUUCAAUUGUAUUAUAUUACGAACGAAAGUGGGACUAAACUGGAGUUCAAUUUUCUAUUGUUGUUUAUUAGAUUUGUUUGUUUGCUGUGGAGGUCACUAACAAAGUCCGAUGAAAACUGUUUUAGUAGAAGUUUGGUCAUCGCCAUAACAGAAGAAUACUUGUGGUAUACAUUAAUACCUGUCUAUUACCCUGAGGAAGGCCUAGCUCUGCCAGCAGUGGCAACACAAUAUAUUUGGAAGAAAUAUUGCGCAGCGGUUCUAAUACAUGAAUUGGUAGCUGCUUCUCUUCUUUAUAAUAGACAGCAUGUUAUCAUUAGUUUCAUUACCCCUACCUGCCUUCUAUUAUAGAAGACCAUUGGACACAUACUGCAGUGGAUUACCAGUGUUUGUUGGUUCAUGUCAUUGUGAUGUCAUAAAAUAUCCCUUAUAUGAGCUUACCGUGUACUUUCAUCCGUGGCUAUACUGGGUGUCAGGCGAUGUCAGGCCACUAACUCAGACCAACCCAGGGAUCUCGUCUGUUAUUUAUUUGCGUUAUGAUUUUUAAAAACUUGAUGUAUAUUGAUAGUUAAUGUGUUUGGUUUCAGCUACUCAUUUCAGCAGUCCCACUUUUCAUGUGCGUUGUGCAAUAAAGCCUCCUCAUGUAGUUCCUGUGAUAUGAAGAAGGUGUUGAUCAUCUUUUUUGUUUAAUUGUAUUUUAUGUUGUCAUGGUUACAACAGCAGGCACACACUUGACAAUGGCUUGGGAUUGAUUGCUGUUGUGUCCAAAAGGUUGAAACAAAAGUAAUGAUUUGUUUUUCUUACCUUGUAAAAUAAAAAAUUAAAAAAUACAAAUGACACUUAAACAAAAACCACCACCAAAGAAGAAAAACUCCAGUUGUUUCCUUCUAGCCAAACAGAAAUGUAAAAUGCCAAUUAUAUUAGCCCACAAAAUUACAAAAUAAAAACCUGCUCAGUUUGUUUAUGUUUUGUAGUAAUAUUUGGGUUUUUUUUAAAAAAGGGAAGUAUGGUUAAUUGUUGUGAUAAUAAUUCUACUUACAAGGUAAGAAAACCCAUGUGCUUGAAGUUCAACUGGUCUGCACCCCAGCCGCUAUAUACAAUGUAUUCCUUUAAAAAUGUUGUACAUCCUGUGACAUGUUGUCUGGUCAUUGAAAUUAAAAUGAGUUAUAUCCUC